This is a messenger RNA of Asparagus officinalis (garden asparagus), 841 nucleotides long. RefSeq names its product cytochrome c oxidase assembly protein COX11, mitochondrial. The coding region runs from base 1 to 615 and encodes 204 amino acids. The transcript is spliced from 6 exons. NCBI's taxonomy places the organism in Eukaryota, Viridiplantae, Streptophyta, Magnoliopsida, Asparagales, Asparagaceae. Gene Ontology annotation, cellular component: mitochondrial inner membrane. Gene Ontology annotation, molecular function: copper ion binding. The record is from RefSeq and is a predicted model, not a curated record.
AUGCCGAGACACGUGUCGCGGCGCAUACUACAGCCGCGCUCAGAGCGUCACGUGAUCGGAGGCUCCAAGAAAAACCUAAUAUUAUCUGCCUGGGCGAUCGCCGCGAGGCUAUGGCUGGCGAGAUCGUACGCUUGCGGUGCGCGUUGUACCGCAGGUUUUUGCCAAGCCACAGGUUAUGGCGGCACUGUCCAGCGCCGCGAGAGUGUAGAGGAGAAGAUUGCUCGGCACAGUAGAGAUGGGACAACCACUUCGAGAGAGCUUGUCGUUCAGUUCAAUGCAGAUGUUGCGGAUGGGAUGCAAUGGAAGUUUGUUCCUACACAAAGAGAGGUAAGGGUCAAACCUGGCGAAAGUGCCCUUGCAUUCUACACUGCAGAAAACCUUAGCUCGAAACCAAUAACUGGUGUUUCUACAUACAAUGUAACCCCAAUGAAGGCGGCUGUCUACUUCAACAAAAUACAAUGUUUCUGCUUUGAGGAGCAGAGACUGCUCCCUGGUGAGCAGAUCGACAUGCCGGUAUUUUUUUACAUUGAUCCCGAGUUUGAGACGGACCCAAAGAUGGAUGGCAUCAACAACUUGAUACUUUCUUAUACUUUUUUUAAGGUUAACGAGGAUUAGGCGAUAACCGUUUAAAGCUGGGCCUUUGUAUCUUGAUUAUAUUUUAUACUGCUGUCAUUUUAGCUAUAAUAAUUCUUUUGUAAGUGUUAUAUUUUCCAAAUCUUCUGUAAAGUGAUUCAGUGAGGAUCAUCAAGGUAAUAGGAUCAUCUGGAUGUUUUUUCUCCCGGUUGUAUGAGUUAUCCACCUUCCAUGGAGCAACCAAUAAAUCACUGUUUGUUUAACAUUA